Messenger RNA from Homarus americanus (American lobster), 732 nucleotides. Its product is annotated as extensin-like. NCBI's taxonomy places the organism in Eukaryota, Metazoa, Arthropoda, Malacostraca, Decapoda, Nephropidae. The record is from RefSeq and is a predicted model, not a curated record. Bases 1 to 732 code for a protein of 243 amino acids. The transcript has 2 exons.
AUGAGCAACGAGUACGAUGACAACCUCGAGUACAUUGACAACCCUGGGUACGAUGACAACCCUGGGUGCGAUGACUUAACCUCAGUCCACGCCUUCGUCCCAAAGUCUUCAGUCCCCACGCCUUCAGUCCACGCCUUCGUCCCAAAGUCUUCUGAUCCCGCCUUCGUCCCAAAGUCUUCCAGUCCCCACGCCUUCAGUCCCACGCUUCGUCCCAAAGUCUUCAGUCCCACGCCUUCGUCCCAAAGUCUUCAGUCCCCGCCUUCAGUCCCACGCUUUCGUCCCAAAGCUUCAGUCCCCGCCUUCAGUCCCACGCCUUCGUCCCAAAGUCUUCCAGUCCCCGCCUUCAGUCCACGCCUUCAGUCCACGCCUUCGUCCCAAAGUCUUCAGUCCCACGCCUUCAGUCCACGCCUUCGUCCCAAGUCUUCAGUCCCCACCUUCAGUCCCGCCUUCGGUCACGCCUUCGUCCCAAAGUCUUCGAUCCCCACGCCUUCAGUCCCACGCCUUCGUCCCAAAGUCUUCAGUCCCCGCCUUCAGUCCACGCCUUCAGUCCCACGCCUUCGUCCCAAAGUCUUCAGUCCCCACGCCUUCAGUCCCACGCCUUCGUCCCAAAGUCUUCAGUCCCCACGCCUUCCAGUCCCCGCCUUCAGUCCCACGCCUUCGUCCCAAAGUCUUCAGUCCCCACGCCUUCAGUCCCACGCCUUCGUCCCAAAGUCUUCAGUCCCCACUAACUGA